UCCCGGCCACCGCAGCGCUGCCUGGCGCUGCUGCAUCUCCUGCAGCUGGGCUACCUGUACAGGUGUGUGCAGGGGCUGCAGCAGGGGCUGCUGGUGUGGCAGCAGGAGGCGCCCUCCGAGUUUGACCUGGCCUACGCCGACUUCCUCUCCCUGGACAUCAGCAUGCUGCGGCUCUUUGAGACCUUUUUGGAGACGACACCACAGCUCACGCUGGUGCUGGCCAUCGUCCUGCAGAGUGGCCGGGCCGAGUACUAUCAGUGGGUUGGCAUCUGCACGUCCUUUGUGGGCAUCUCCUGGGCGCUGCUUGACUACCACCGGGCCCUGCGUGCCUGCCUCCCCUCCAAGCCCCGCCUGGGCCUGGGCUCCUCCGUGAUCUACUUCCUGUGGAACCUGCUGCUGCUGUGGCCCCGGGUCCUGGCUGUGGCCCUGUUCUCAGCCCUCUUCCCCCGCUAUGUGGCCUUGCACUUCUUGGGGCUGUGGCUGGUGCUGCUGCUCUGGGUCUGGCUUCAGGGCACAGACUUUAUGCCGGGCCCCUGCUCCGAGUGGCUGUACCGGGCGACAGUGGCCACCAUCCUCUAUUUCUCCUGGUUCAAUGUGGCUGAGGGCCGCACCCGAGGCCGGGCCACCAUCCAUCUGGCAUUCCUCCUGAGUGACAGUAUCCUCUUGGUGGCCACUUGGCUGACUCAUAGCACCUGGCUGCCCAGUGGGAACUCCCUGCAGCUGUGGCUGCCUGUGGGCGGUGUCUGCUUCCUUGUGGGUCUGGCUUUGCGGCUGGCCUACUACCGCUGGCUGCACCCUAGCUGCCGCUGGGAGCCUGACCAGGUGGACGGAGCCCGGAGUCUCCUCACCCUGGAAGAGAGCCAGCUGCCUCACAACAGGCGCGUGGCCCAGUUAGCUCGGACAUUUUUCCUCACGGCUAAGGAUGAGGUGGCUUCGCCAGUGAAGGGAGAGGUGAACGGGGUCCUUUGAGGCAGGGUCAGACCCGGCUGGGGGAGAAGGACCGUGAAUCGACUGGUGGAAGGCAGGAGCAGAUAAGCUAGCUGUGCUGCUGUGGGCCUGGAUGCAUUCAGCAGGAGUAGGACGCCUGUUCUGUGCCAGGCACUGGACACGGGUGCUGAGUAAAGCAGAGGCCUGCCUUCAAGGAGCUCAGUGUGAACAAGAUGCAGCCAAGGGCCUCAAUUAUUUGUAUUUUUUUUGAGUUGGAGUCUCCC
Molecule: messenger RNA, 1211 nt
Organism: Carlito syrichta (Philippine tarsier)
Lineage: Eukaryota; Metazoa; Chordata; Mammalia; Primates; Tarsiidae
Gene: XKR8
Product: XK related 8
Exons: 4
Coding region: 163-969 (268 amino acids)
Biological process (GO): phosphatidylserine exposure on apoptotic cell surface; engulfment of apoptotic cell; apoptotic process involved in development
Cellular component (GO): plasma membrane
Source: RefSeq, a predicted model, not a curated record